AUGGCUCUCCUCUCCCCAUUUUACCUCGGUGUGGCAGCCGUGCUGCUGAUGGUCGUGCAUCUCGUGCGCUGCCUCAGCUCACCGCUACGCAAGGUGCCGGGACCGACUGUCUCUCUUUUCACGACCUUGGUCCUCAAAUGGAAGGAACUCAACGCAGGCAGGACUAUGUAUGUCCAUGAACUGCAUCAAAAGUACGGCCCUGUCGUCCGCGUGUCGCCCAAUGAGGUGUCCUUCACGUCCUGGCCUGCCCUCAAGGAGAUCUACUGCUCAGGCGGGAGCGGCUACGACAAGUCUGAUUUCUACAACCUGUUCCGCAUAUACGGGAGGAGGACCAUGUUCACGACGCUGAACAAGGCAGAUCACGCCAAGCGCAAGAGGAUCCUUGCCGACCGAUAUGCCAACACCAAUGUCAUGCGGAGCUUGCCCAUGCAGGGUAUCCAGGAGCGCUCCCGCGCGUUUGUGCGCCGUUGCGCGUCGACGUCGGGCAAGAAGACGUCGGAGAUCUUUAUGGGUUCGUUUGCCCUGCACGCAUAUGCAUGCGAUUGCAUCACGCACCAUCUGUUCCAUCCGAAUGGCUCGGACUGCCUUGGAAAGAAGGAGGAUGAAGCCAUGAUGCACCAGGUCGCCGCUGACGACAGCCUGCAGAAUCGCCUCAUUUCGCACUACAACCCGACCUUGCACCGGCUUUUCGCAGGGGUUCUCUCUCUAUUUGUCAAGCCCAGAGAGGUGCCCUUGGCCGAUAACUACGUGCUAGAGACGAGCAAGCGCACCGAUGCCGCCAGCUUCACUCUCAUGAGCCGGCUGGAGGAGAAGUCGGGCGAGCUUGAUGCCAUUGAUAUGGCAGCGGAAUGUCUGGACCACAUGGUUGCCGGUAUUGACACGACGGGCGACAGCCUGUGCUUCCUCCUGUGGGAACUGUCGCAGCCGCGUUCCCUUUCCUAUCAGCGGCGCCUGACCGAGGAGCUACGAAGCAAGCCCGAAGCAAGUAUCGAUCAGCUGCCGUUCCUCGACGCGGUCCUAAACGAGGCACUGCGAUGCUUUCCCGCGAUUCCCAUGUCGCUGCCGCGCCUGGUGCCGCAGGGCGGGCGAAUGGUGGAUGGCGUGUGGUUGCCCGAAGGCACCAUAGUGAGCUGCCAGGCCUAUUCGGUGCACCGCAUCAACGAGGAUGUGUUUCCGGAGCCAGACAAGUUCGACCCGGACCGGUGGCUGGCGCCCGAAGGCGACACCGACCGGCGCCGGCUGCUCUUUGCGUUUUCCAACGGCGGACGGGGCUGUGUCGGAAAGCACCUUGCCCUGGCCGAGAUGAAGACACUGCUUCGAGACGUGUACUCGCAGUUCAGUACGACGCCAGACGCCUCCAUGACGCAGGAAGCCAUGGCCAUGUCGGACCAGCUCAUCUCAACGCGACCCAUGGCGCAACGGUGCCUGCUCCAAUUCCACCCGCUUGUGGAUGCCCCGAUGGAGAAAUUGUGA
Messenger RNA from Purpureocillium lilacinum, 1473 nucleotides. RefSeq lists its product as uncharacterized. Gene Ontology annotation, molecular function: heme binding; monooxygenase activity; oxidoreductase activity, acting on paired donors, with incorporation or reduction of molecular oxygen. The record is from RefSeq and is a predicted model, not a curated record. NCBI's taxonomy places the organism in Eukaryota, Fungi, Ascomycota, Sordariomycetes, Hypocreales, Ophiocordycipitaceae.